This is a messenger RNA of Oryzias latipes (Japanese medaka), 2638 nucleotides long. RefSeq names its product unc-119 lipid binding chaperone a2 (gene unc119a2). Gene Ontology annotation, biological process: visual perception; positive regulation of protein tyrosine kinase activity; negative regulation of clathrin-dependent endocytosis. Gene Ontology annotation, molecular function: lipid binding. Lineage: Eukaryota; Metazoa; Chordata; Actinopteri; Beloniformes; Adrianichthyidae. Gene Ontology annotation, cellular component: intercellular bridge; centrosome; spindle midzone. The record is from RefSeq and is a predicted model, not a curated record.
GUGCGCCACUGCGCGCGCGGCGCUCAGCUGCAGCGCAGACGGUGCGCAAAAACACCAGCCGCUCUUUGCACGACUGAGCCUCCCCCCUUUGCUCAUCCUCCUCCUCUUUGGUGGCUGCAAACCAUCUGCCGCCUCUUUUUUUACAUUUAAAUAUUUCCCCUUAGACGCCUGGCUCCUUCUGACGUGGCCGCGAGGAGCAGAGACGCAUUAACAGCAGAGGCAAGCGUGGCUCGUUUGCUCGCCGACUGUUAGAUCAUAGAGACGAAGCGGAUUUGAAUUAAGCACCGGAUAACGGAGAGCACCCUUCAGUGAGGGAGGGGGUGGGGGGCAAGUGUUUUGUAUCUUGGAAGCCCUCGUUUAGGAGAGGGGGGAGGAGGAGGAGCGGAGAAUGAGCUAUUCUUGUACCAACAGCAGCCAGGAGCCGCCAAGCAUUAAGCAGCCUGCCGGUAGCAAUCCAGCCAGAGACACCGGAGGGACCGACAGCAGCGGCACCAGCAGCCCCAAGCAAACGGCGAUGAGAGUGAAGAAAGGCUGCAACUCCGCCGAGGUGGGCGUCCCAGAGACCACGGAGGAAGACCUGCUGGCCAACGCGGUGAUCAGUCCGGAGGAUGUGCUGGGUCUGCAGAAGAUCACAGAGAAUUAUCUGUGCAGCCCAGACGAGAACAUUUACAAUAUUGACUUCACCAGGUUUAAGAUCAGGGACAUGGAGACAGGCACGGUCUUGUUUGAAAUCACCAAACCUCCAUCCACAGACAAAUCUGGAGAGAAGAGGGACAUUGAUCCAAAUGCUGGGCGUUUUGUUCGCUACCAGUUCACCCCUGCUUUCCUUCGACUUCGACAAGUUGGAGCCACUGUGGAGUUCACUGUUGGAGACAAGCCGAUAGAAAACUUCAGGAUGAUUGAAAGACAUUAUUUUAGAGAGAAGCUGCUAAAGAGUUUUGACUUUGAGUUUGGCUUCUGCAUGCCGAGCAGCAAAAACACCUGUGAACACAUCUACGAAUUCCCACCUCUCUCAGAGGACGUUAUCAGGGAGAUGAUCCUACACCCAUAUGAGACGCAAUCUGACAGCUUCUACUUUGUGGACAAUAAGCUGGUGAUGCACAACAAGGCAGACUACUCGUACAACGGAGGGACGUAAAGGCGACACCCUAACAUGAGAGAUGCCUGGAUUUCAUGGAUGAGGGAUGAUCAAAAAAAAAAAAGAAACGCGGCAGUUUCUGUAAAUUCAGCACUCGCUUGUCUUUCUUAUCCUGUCUUUCUCAUGCUGAGAGAUAUGCAUCCCAUAAAAAAAGAUGUCAGUUACAUCUAUUUGUGUAUCUGUGUGUGCUAGCACAAACACACACAUAAACCCAAGUGAGUUUCUGACUUGAUAAACCAGCAGGUAAAGAAAAUAUCAGAUGAGUUUUGCUCUCUAUAAGGAGAAAUAAUGAUGUAAUGGUAAAUCUUUCUUUUUUUUUAUCCUGGAGUUUCUUACAGGUUAGGAUCAAAUCUUACUUUGAAAAUGUGUUUUUAGGACUUCAGUGAAGUUUUGCUGAUGAUUUUCCUGAUUCAGUGACUGCUUUUGACGUGUGUUUUCUGUAUGACAGUGUCUGUGUUAGCAUUUGUACAAGUUUGUCCCUUGGAAGCAUGAAAACAGCUAUUUAAAAAAAAUAGAAAAUCCAUAUCAGUGAUGGUAGAAUCUAUUUUGGAAAGACACAUUUCCAAACCAUUUCAGCCCAUUUUUUCAUCCUGGGAACAGAUGGUUGUUUAUCAGUUUUUUUUAUUCUUAUUUCCUCCUUCCUGGUUUGCUUAACAUGUGACCUAUUUUGACAGUAGGGUAUAGGGAAGUGAAUUUUCCCAAAGCACAACAUCUUUACAACAAUGAGGAAGCCAAUAAAAGUGAUUCCAUCAAAUUUUAUAUAUAUUUUAUUGUUGCUCCGGCUGCCCUCUCCAGUUUUGUGUUACUUUGCCAGGGGCGAUAAAGAAAUGCCAAAAAACUUUACAAAGAUGCAUCUUCCGUGUCUGCACAUCAAAAACGUCUUAAACAAGAGCAGGAUUUUUCUCUGUUGUGUUUUGAAACAGGAAGUUGUGGGAAAUGUAGCAGAAGUCACUCCAACUGCUCAUGUUUGUGUUCAGGUAUUGUCAUUUCAGCGUUGUUGACGGUUGUCAUGUUUUUGUGUCUGGCACAUUCCACUGAUCUGGAUCUUAGCGUUAAUUUGCGGUCAAAUGAAGGAGUUCGUGACACUUUCCUGUGAAACAAACGGACUCAAAAGUAUACAGAUUUAAAAAAAAUCUAACUUUGGUGCAGGAACAUUUUUUUUUAGUUUGUGAAUUUUGAUUGUUUUUUAUUUAGACCGUUUAAAUAAUAUUUAUUUCUAAAUGUUAGGUGAGCCAGGUCUGUGAAGAGCAGCUUUGUUCAACUGUGUGAGAAUAAGAUUUUUCAAUUUUGAAGAACUUUUCUGUGUUACAUCGACAGACGUAAUGAAGUAACAGCAAAAGGAGAAAGUUUCCAGAUGCCUAAAGGGGAACUCUGUCAAUAAACUUUAAAGUUUCCUCCAUAAAAGUGACGCACAUAGAGAUUUAAAAGGUGAAUUAUGAAUCAAGUUUUCAAAUGUUGCUGUGAUUGAGGCAAAGCAAAAUAAAGAUUUAUUGGAGUUUG